Puccinia triticina is the source of this 2634-nucleotide messenger RNA. RefSeq lists its product as uncharacterized. The record is from RefSeq and is a predicted model, not a curated record. The coding region runs from base 1 to 2634 and encodes 877 amino acids. The transcript is spliced from 6 exons. NCBI's taxonomy places the organism in Eukaryota, Fungi, Basidiomycota, Pucciniomycetes, Pucciniales, Pucciniaceae.
AUGUCCGAAAGUGAAUUAGUAGACUACCUAACUAAUCUCAAAGCAGACUUUUGGGAGGCUUUCGCUGACAUCGAUACUCCCGGGACGUUUGCGGCGUGGGGCGCGCUGCCGACGACUCCACCAACUGGGCUCCAUGUCGAUGGAGUUGGAGAGAUCGCGAUGCCUCUCGCCGAAGAAUGUGUUCGACAGCUCAUCGCGAAAGCACACCAGGCCCCCUUUGGCCGCAGAAGCGAAACUAUCGUCGACACCUCCGUCCGUAACACUUGGGAAAUCCACGGUGACCAGUUGCACUUCCUCGACCCUGCGUGGAACGGUUAUCUGCACGACUUGAGCAAGAAGGUCGCGGCCCAUCUAGGCGUCGAUGGCUCGAUUCGAUUGGAUUUGUACAAAAUGCUCAUUUACGAAACGGGGGCCAUGUUUAAGCCCCACACCGACACCGAACGCACUCCGGGCAUGUUUGGGACUCUCAUAAUCUGUCUACCCUCAGCGCACACGGGCGGUGAAGUUGUUGUCAAGCACAGCGGUGAAACCAAGACUUUGAGAACAUCGGAUGCAACCCAGUCAUUUGCGUGCUGGUGUUCCGAUGUGACCCACGAGGUGCUACCCGUGAAAUCCGGCUAUCGAUGCGUCUUGACUUACAAUCUAGCCACCACGCCUGGCCAAACUCGGCCAGCACCAAAUACGAUUGAUUCACAAAAACUACGAGAGGCGCUCGAAUACUGGCUUGAAGACUUGGCUGGAAACGACCCCGAGGCGGCCGAAGCGCCCUACAUUCAUCAUGCUCUUGAUUAUGAAUAUACCGAAGCAGCCAUGUCCUUCGAAGCACUCAAGGCUAUAGACCUUGCGCAAGUACAGGCACUACGAGAUCUUGCGGAUGAACUGCCUUUUGAAAUCUUCUUGGCGCUGCUAGAGAAAGCGGAAAGUGGAGAAACCGAGAUAGAAUGGGAGAGAGUUCGCAAACGCGGUCGUUGGGAAAUGGUAGCGAAUGAAGAAGGCCCUCAUUUUAUUGCGGAGGUUCUUGACGUUGGUUACAAUGUCAAGUCGCUCCACGCACUUGAUGGCACAAUUAUUGCCAGCAAUUUUGGUUUUAACAUGGACUUGUGUCUGGAAGAUGACCCCUUUGAGGACGUAGAGUGGGAAAAAGAAGAUUACGAAGCUUACCAAGGCAAUUGGGGCCCUUCUGCCACCCACUGGUAUAGCCGCUCGGCUCUUGUUCUGGUCCCGCGUCAGAACCUUGGAAAUUAUCUUGUCAAAUGCGCCGACAGAUCCAAUGGUUCCAAUCCCAAUGCCGACUCGGCUCUUUCUUACCUUGCCAAACUCUUUUCGCGGCCCUCAGCUGGCCCACCUAUGCUUGAUACGAUGAGCAAGCUCUGCGAAAAACGGUCUGAUGAUCCGUUGCAGCCGGAGACAAACAGCAUUCUCCUGAAGGCUGCCUUUCAGCACUCCCACCAUAAGAUAUUCGAAAACGUUGCAGCUCACCACCAAGGCUACUUACCAAUUGAGUUUUUUGACUGGGUACAAGAAUGGCUCAGCACGCUUCCAGAUGCCGAACGCGCUGAGAAGCAGCGGACGUGGAUACCACCACUCAUUCAGGGUUACCCGUCGGUGGCCGAUCGCUUCAAAGUUAUCGAGAAGAUGGGAAAUUCAAUGGGCAACACUGCUGUACCAGACGCCGCAUCCCCCAAACCAGUCCUGGGCUCAAAGCAUGCAGAUGGGGAUAUGAUUGUGUCUGUCAUCUUCAAUCUCAACGAGACAUGGGCAAGUACAUCUGCGCUUAUUACCUCGAUUUUUGACCGCUAUCCACAAGCCCAAGCCGCUGCGUUCUUGCUUGCACUACUUUCUCGGCUCAAAACUCUUGCAGCUGCUCCAAAUCUCCCAAUUUCCGAAAUUAUGGAACUUUGUAGAAGCCUCAGCUUGCGCUUUUUUAACGCCGAGAGAACAGUGUCCACCAUCAUUACGAGGUCAACACCCGAGACGCCAUCUCAAGCCGCACCAGUCGUCACUCCCCAGGCUCUUGUUCAGUUUGCCUCCGAUCUCAAUGACCUGAGUAACAAUGCACUGGAUUUACUACAGCCAUUUAUCCAACAGAUUAAUACAAAUUGUCUUGAGUUCUUACAGAAAGACAUGCGCUACUUUUGGAUGCCAUUCCUCUAUCAACUCAUUCCGGCCCUAGUCUCUCGAUCAGUCUCGCUCAACACGCCGUCUUAUCAGCAGCUCACGCGCCUAUUUGUUAAGCGCCUAGAUGAUAUCCUCGGGCCGUGCCCCACAGCAGGCCCCAACGCCCGAAGCCCUCAAGUUCGUUGUACAUGUAGCGACUGCGCCAUCCUCAACGAAUUCCUCCGCGACUCCUCGCGCGUUGUCUUUCGAUUCAAAGUAGCCAAACUCAGACGUUUGCAUUUGGCCGAAAGUCUCGAAAAUGACCCGUCUGAUUGCACUCAUGCAACUGAGCGGGCCGGGAGACCUCAAACACUCAUCGUAACCAAACUCAAUACUUUGCAGCACCAGAUCGAUGGAUGGAAGAAACGACAAGCAGCGCUUUAUCGUCACAUCGCUAAAAACAUCCAUCAAGAACAUCUCCAGACCCUCCUCGGAACCGACGAAGCUACCCGCAUCCGAUCGUUAGGAGGCCUGUAA